This is a messenger RNA of Acanthocheilonema viteae, 617 nucleotides long. Lineage: Eukaryota; Metazoa; Nematoda; Chromadorea; Rhabditida; Onchocercidae. The record is from the annotation of a GenBank genome assembly.
AUCCAGAAGUUAAUAAGCAAUCCUUAAAAUCCUUAAAACCGACACAAUGCGAAAUAACCAAUCAGACAGUGUAUGAUUUUCAAGUUCAAAUAUUAAAUGGUGCACUAAAAAAUUUGUCAGAAUAUCGCAAUAAAGUUCUUCUAAUCGUUAACGUGGCUACUUUUUGCGCAUACACCUUUCAAUAUGAAGACUUUAAUCCAUUACUCGAAAAUAAUUCUAAUGGAACGCUCACUAUCCUAGCAUUUCCAUGUAAUCAAUUUUACUUACAAGAACCAGCUGAAAAUCAUGAAUUGUUGAAUGGUUUGAAAUAUGUAAGACCAGGAAAUGGUUGGGAACCGCACAAAAAUAUGCAUAUUUUUGCCAAAAUUGACGUUAAUGGUGACAAUCAGCAUUCACUUUACAAAUUUUUGAAGGAUAAUUGCCCGCCAACAGUGCCGAUAAUUGGAAAGCGUCAUGAAUUGAUGUACAAUCCGAUUGGUACGAAUGAUGUCAUCUGGAACUUUGAAAAAUUCUUAGUUGAUAAGAAAGGUCACCCACGUUAUCGUUUUCAUCCAGAAAGUUGGGUUCAAGCAACUGUUGUAAAGCCGUACAUCGAUGAAUUGGAGCGUGAAAUAUAA